AUGGACGCUUCGGUGAGGGGAAGUCCAAAGGCUGAGGACUACAGGGUCCCAGACUGUGUUCUGCAGCUCAUUCAGGAGCGGCCGCAUGGAGGCAAAGUGCGCCCCAAGUACGUGCCUCCAGAACCCUCUGGGUGGUCGGUAGUGGACACUUCAAGACUAGUCUCUGUAUUGCAAGCUGCUCCUUCAGAACGUGAUGCUGCCACUGCUCUUCUGGACCUAGCCUCGGUGUCUGGACCAGAGCCGCUUGGAGAGAGGUCUGAGUGGGCGCGCGCUGCUGCCAGAAGGACGAUUGUGGCCGGGGGUUUGGGGAACGGAGCGGUGUCUGGCUGGCAGGUCAAGCAGCAUCGGCAGCAUACUGUCAUACGUCAGAAAGUUAAGGCAGCUGCCACAGAGGCGCGGCUACAAAGCAGUGGCGAUCCCUCCAUUGCCCCCCCUCAGCCCCCAGCCAGCAAAGUCUUCGUAGCAAACUUUGUGGGUAAACAGCCGCCCCUCUCGUCCGGGUUUGGUCUGUCAAUGGCAAGGUCGUUCGAUUGGAUUCCGACGGAGGAAGAAGGACCCCUGGAAGUCGAGGGGUCAGAACUCGUCACUAGCCCUGAUGUUAUGAUUCCAAUCAAACCUGCAAAGCCGAAACGGAGGGGAGCCCAGGGGCAAAAAGGCGGGGGAGACUGCCAACGGAGCCGAAGCCCGCAGCAGAAGCGAACGUCGUCUGAGGUUGUGGUGGUUCCAUGGUCUAUCACUGCUCAACAAGGCCGCAUUGAAACAAUCGCAAACGACAAGCCUCGGAAGUGCUGGGUCUAGGUAACGAUUGAAACGUCGACCAAGCGUUCGCUCGAUUGCGGAUUCGAAUGAUCAAUUGGAAAUUUGUGAUUGGAAAUUUGUUGCGGCAAGUCAAGAAAGUCAAAUAUUCUCGCUCAUGACCACUUCCCUUUGUAGAUUAAUUUUAAGAAUUGGUCGCCGACAGCCAGAUUCGAUUCUUGGGUCCAUUCAUCGCGUACAAGCAACGCUUUCACUCCGUUUAGUACUAGCUCCGCAAGCCCUUGUACGAUAGUUUUCAACGGCAUGCAACAUAGCACAGACGCCAUCAAAUUAUGUACGACUCCGAU
Klebsormidium nitens is the source of this 1103-nucleotide messenger RNA. Lineage: Eukaryota; Viridiplantae; Streptophyta; Klebsormidiophyceae; Klebsormidiales; Klebsormidiaceae. The record is from the annotation of a GenBank genome assembly.